Molecule: messenger RNA, 2148 nt
Organism: Bradysia coprophila
Lineage: Eukaryota; Metazoa; Arthropoda; Insecta; Diptera; Sciaridae
Product: RING finger and transmembrane domain-containing protein 2
Biological process (GO): positive regulation of ERAD pathway
Molecular function (GO): ubiquitin protein ligase activity
Source: RefSeq, a predicted model, not a curated record
UAUGAUUCAUUGAGAAUUCACUGCUUAAAGCCUUUCACAAUAUUGUUGACAUAUUCCAAUAUAUUAAAGAAAUACAUUUUAAGAAAAAAAAAAGAAUUCGUGGCCAAGUGCAUAAUUUAAUUCGAUUUAAUAAAUACGUCGCAAUGGAACGGUGUUGAAAGUCUAAUGAACGUAAACUUUGUUAAACUGACACUAAAGUGGCAAACAGAUUCAGGGCAGACAAAUUAUGAACAACUCACAAUCGAUAUCGUCAGUAAGAUCAAUUCCAUCGGAUAUACAAGCGACAGGCGACGAGACUGCAAUAUCUAGCGAAACCGUUGAACAACUCAAUUCAUCGACAGAAGGCGCAACCGGAACAGUAGCUACCGAUUCGAAUCCCUUUUUUUCAACAUUCCGAUCAAAUAUGGAGAGAAGACUUAAUGAACGUACCCAAAGCUGGCGAACCAAUUUAAACAAUGUGUUCAAUGAAAUUCGACCGAUCAUCCAACAUAGCCAAAGUGUCAAUGCUAAUAGCAAUAUUUUCAACAAUUUUCGACCAAAUGAACUGCAUACUUCGGAAUCAGUCCCACAGAUGAGUCAAGUGCAAGCAGCUGAUAGUUAUGUUAUUAAUUUAGAUGGACAGUCGAGUUCACAGCAACAGUCAAUGUAUUAUUCAAACACAUCGGUUGGUGAUCGAAGUAUGAACGAGCAUUACACUUCCGGCAACAGUGACAUAGAUCCUUCAAUUCAAGACAAUGCACGACGACCUGAUCGACCUCAGGCACAAGCGAAUAAUUCAAAUAUACAAGGAAAUACAGCACCAGCACAACCACCACCACCACAUCGCCAUACCAAUAACAAUAACAGUAUGGAUGACGUAACGGAUGCUUUUGCCCAAAUUCCCGAAGCCAGAGAUAUGAUGAAUGCUCUGAUGAGAUAUUUUCCGUACGUCUGCAUCAUUCUCGUCAAAACGUGCUACGAUCUCUUCGACGGGAUUCUGCAUUUUUGCUCGUUGUACAUUACAUUUUCACACGCCAAUUACGUUGUACGGCAGGAAAUUUCCAAACAUGCUCAACGAAGCACAUUCAAGUUGCUGCGAGAGCUCCUCUACAUCUCGAUUGUUAUCUUCGUGAUCAGCUACUUAAUGGACAAUUCAAUUUUCAUUGUCAGCUUGGUAACAGGCAAUACCCCAUUAGCUCCAUUGAACCUGCGACAGCUGUUGUUUUCCGUUGGCGUCACAGAUUUGAUUCUAAAGUUAAUCACGGUAGCUAUCAAAAUUGGAAUCACAUUGCUGCCUGGUAGUUUGAUCGAGUACAAAGGAAGGGGACGCAUUUUUUUGAUGACUGAAGCCAUUUCGCAAUUUUGUCGUGGAUUGGCACCGAUUCAACCGUGGCUAGUAUUCCUACUGGAUUCGUAUUCUGGCUCGGAAAAGAUCAUUGGUGUUGUAUUUGCUGCCGCAUACAUGGUUGCCAAAGGAUCAGAUCUCGUACAAACAGCAAUGUUUGUCAAGCGCGCAUUUAUUGAGCUGCUGAAAAAAGUGAGUUUCGGAUCGACUCCAACGAAAGAGCAACUAGAAUAUGCCGGCACCCAAUGUCCGAUCUGUCAUGAUAAUUACACGUCACCGGUACUGCUCGAAUGCAGUCACAUUUUCUGCGAGCUGUGCGUGGGCCAUUGGUUCGAUCGGGAACAGACAUGUCCGCUGUGCCGGGCGAAAGUUGCCGAUGAUCCAUCGUGGCGGGACGGAGCGACGACAAUGUUCAAUCAAUUUUACUAAUCGAUUUUUUUUUUGCUUUAUUUGAAUUUAAUUUUAAUUUUUCGUUUGUUUUUUUUUAAAUCAUGUAACUCAAUGAUGUCUCUUCGUUCGAUUUAAAGACGAUGCUCGGUGAAACGUUCGUUCGCUUAGAUUUGAAUCGAAAAUAAUUUUUGUAAAUUAAAUCUUUUUUUAUUCAUUUUAUCAUUGACAUAGGACACAGCAUUUUUUUUAUAGAAAUUCAAAUAAAAGAAGAAGAAGAAGAAGGAAAUGUGCUUCACCCACCAGAAUAAAAAUCCCAACUCCUGUAUUAUUAAUAGUGUAGAACCAAAUUGAAAUUCAUUGUACAAUCAUUGCAUGCGUACACUCCAGUAUAAUAAUGUAAUGUACACGAUAAUAGAACGUGCAGUGAUUGACCA